This is a messenger RNA of Anoplophora glabripennis (Asian longhorned beetle), 2958 nucleotides long. Its product is annotated as threonine aspartase 1. The record is from RefSeq and is a predicted model, not a curated record. Gene Ontology annotation, biological process: protein maturation. Lineage: Eukaryota; Metazoa; Arthropoda; Insecta; Coleoptera; Cerambycidae. The transcript is spliced from 5 exons. Gene Ontology annotation, molecular function: threonine-type endopeptidase activity. The coding region runs from base 325 to 1374 and encodes 349 amino acids.
CGGAACAGAGAGACAGAAAAAUCGAUGUUGAUUUUUAUUCUGGAGCUUGUUCUCUAAGUUGUGUAGAAUAAAAAGUAUUUUUGUGCAGAAAAAUGUGCCAAGAAAAGUGUGUGUAAAAAAAAAUUCAUUCUAAGCACAAAUUGCAAGUUUAAAAAAUGUUAGGAACUGCAAGCAACUGUAGUUGAAUUUUUGAAGUUAAGUACUAGUAAACAGAUAACUAGUGAAAAAUGUAACACUAUUAUGCAGUGCUGUUUGUAACAUUUAAACUGAUGCCAAAUAAACGCUAUAGAACUAUUUUUUAAUAAUAUAACCUAAAAUACUGUAAUGACUGGGCUCAUUGCGGUACACUGUGGUGCAGGGCAUCAUAGUGGCAAGUAUCACAGGGAGUACAAGAAGGUCUGCAAUAGAGCUUGUCGAAAGGGUAUGGAGGUUCUUCGAAAAGGAGGCAGUGCACUAGACGCUGUAAAGGAAGCAGUAAUUGUUUUAGAAAAUGACCCUUUGACAAAUGCAGGAUAUGGAUCAAAUUUAACGACAGAAGGAUUUGUUGAAAACGAUGCUUCAAUAAUGAAUGGUAAAACUUUAUCAUUUGGUGGAUGUGGUGCGAUUAAAAAAGUUAAGAAUCCUAUAACUUUAGCAUAUGAUCUGUGCGUAAAGCAAUCAGAUCCUUUGCCAUUAGGUCUGAUUCCACCCACCCUACUUGUGGGACCUGGUGGUCUCCAACAUGCUAGAAAUGUGGGAUUAAAGAUAGUGAGCAAUAACAAACUUAUAAGUGAAAAAGCAACAAAACAGUUUGUUAAGUAUAAAGGUAUGCUAGAACUACAAGAAGAGAAUCAGCUUUUGGAUACAGUUGGAGCUGUUUGUAUAGAUGACACAGGUCACGUAGCAGCUGCUUGCAGUUCAGGUGGUUUGUUAUUAAAAAGACCGGGAAGAGUGGGUCAGGCAGCAUUAUAUGGUAGCGGAUCAUGGGCAGACAGUUUUGACAAAGUUUCGGAAUCAUCGGUAGCCGUGUGCACUACAGGCUGUGGCGAACACUUAGUUCAAACACAACUUGCUAAAGAAAUAGCAGAAGACUUGAAACAUUGCACUUGCCCAACGUCGGACUUACAUAAGACAAUGACUGAUAAAUUUUUAAAAUCCAGAUAUCUGAAAAAUGUUAAACAAAAAAUGGGGGGUGCUUUAGUGCUCCAUGUUAGCUUGAAUGGUGAGGUGUCCAUAUUAUGGGGUCACUCUACGGAAACCAUGGCUGUAGGGUACAUGAGGUAUACUGACCAAAAACCACAGAGUAUAAUUUCUGAACUGCCUAAUGGAGCUCAAGUUGGCCAAACUGUGAAUAUAAGUGGAUCUCAUUUCUUCAUUAAUAAAAACUCACAGUAAUACCAUUUUAUUUAUCUGCUAAUUAUAUGAAAGGAAAAUUAUUUUAGGUAGAAGAAAGACGUGAUAUGUUAUAUACAUAAAAAUUUAAUUUUUCUGUGUAUAUCAUACAUGGUUAAAACAUUUGGCAAAAUAUACUCAGUAAAUUUGUAAUCGCACUAAUACUUAUUUAAUAAAAGGUUUGUGCGUUUUUCUUUCUUUCUUAAUACACGUAUAUUCAAUUUAAUAAAUUCAAAGCGGGCAAGAAAAGUUAAUACAUAUAACAUUGAAGGCAUUUGGUAAAUACUAUACGACUUCAUUAUUAACAUAAAAGAAAUUCAAAAUUAAUCCACAAAAAUCUUAAGGUGAGUUAAAGCGAACAAAGUCUUUGAAAUUGGUAAAAAUACUGUUAAAACGUAAAAAUUAAUUUUAAGUACACUGGUAAAUUAUUUGUUUCGAGAUCAAUAUUUUUAUAAUCAUUGCCAUCGACAGCAUUUUUGAUUCUUGAGGAGCACAUUAUUUUCAAAACGGUAGCUACAUGGUAUAAUGAUUUUAAGAAUACAAAUCAGUCUAAAAUUGUGAUAAUGGAAUGUAAGUAAAGUCAUGGUAAAUACAAAACUGUCAAUAAAGUUUUCCAAAAAUCUUCAUUCGAAUACACACAAAAUAAAUAUAUACAUAUACUCUAUUUAAAGCAGACUUAAAGCUUCAGUUGGAUAUUCUACGGGGUAUUCUACACGAUAAACAUUAAAAUUAUCCUAUACCUGGAAUAUUGUUAAAGUAUGUUUUUGGAAGACAAGUUGUAUUUGUGAAUUUGUAAGUCAGUCAUUCUAAAAAUUGAACUGUGUAAAUCAGUCUUUAUAUCUUAUGAAACACUGGUAUCAAGUUUAGACUAGGGUUGAGUGGAAUUUUAAUUUUCGACAUUAAAUCUCAUAAAACUGAGUGAAAUGUCCUGAAUGCAAAGCAAAUUAUAUGAAAUUAAUGCACUCGUCAAGAAAAUAUGUUAAAAGGGGGCAUGUAGAAAGACAUAGGCCCCCACCAGUUUUUACCCCUCGAUUGUGAAAUUUAAUAUUAUUAAUUAUUCUUAAAAACUAACAUUUAAUAAUUAAGGCCCUUUCAUUUUUUGAGGUCUGUAUACGCCACCGUUUGACGAUAUAAAAAUAUCAGGUAUAAAGUAACUAUUAUUUCUAAGUUCAGAAAUGCCAUUUAGUAUCUUAAAAUGGAAGAACUUUUUUGGGUGAUGUGCAGAUAUUCAAAAAAGUGAGAAAAUCUUUUUUAAAUAACAUGGUAACUCGGUUUAUUUAAGGGGUAAAGCCACCAGAAUUUUGAGUUUUUUUUUCGAGGUGGAGCGCAACCAAUCACAGCACACUGCAACUCCUGAAAACACAUGCGAUAGCUACUAUAGAGGUCAGAUCGAGUCUCAGAUCAAACUGAAAAGAGGAGGAUGAAGAAAAUGUCAUUAUAGAAUGCCAGUUAUUAUGGUGCAGGCAUCGCUAAUUGAAGGUAUACAUAUAAUGAAUUUCUUACGCUGAGGGGCAACAAACACAGUUUGUCUAAAUAUGAAUUAAUGCACAAAUAACAGACUUUCCUCCAUUUUAACGCAGAUUUUCU